AUGUCAAACGAUGCUGAAUUACGUGAAGAGUUCAAUCGUCUCGAUGACGAUAAAGAUGGAUUUAUUACCCUUAUAGAAUUUAAAACAUAUUAUUCAAAACAUGGAAAAGGUAAUAUGAAUGAUUCGGAAAUAGCAAAAAAAUUUGCUGAUAUUGAUUCGGACAAAGAUGGACUAGUUACAUUUGAAGAAUUUAGUCAAGCAAAUAAACAUUAG
Molecule: messenger RNA, 213 nt
Organism: Didymodactylos carnosus
Lineage: Eukaryota; Metazoa; Rotifera; Eurotatoria; Philodinida; Philodinidae
Source: the annotation of a GenBank genome assembly